AUGCUGGCAUUUUUGGGGGGCACGGGACCCGAGGGAAAGGGGUUGGCUUUACGCUUGGCGAUGGCCGGCGAAUCGGUGAUUAUCGGUUCCCGGGACGCCGGUCGAGCCCAGGAAGCCGCCGAAGAGCUGCUGGCUCUGGCUCCCAACGCGAGUAUCUCCGGCGCCGUAAACGCCGACGCCGCCGCUCAGUGCGAGGUUGUCUUUCUGACGAUGCCCUACAGCGGUAUGUCGCCCACCAUCGAGGGUGUCGGCGACACACUCGCCGGCAAGACGCUGGUAACGGUGAUUGCGCCGAUGCGAUUCGAACGGGGUGUGGGCGCGAUCGCUGAAGACGUGGCGGCUGGCUCAGCGGCUCAGGAAGCCCAGGCCGCCGCUACCGACGCCCGUGUCGUCGCCGCUUUUCAGAACGUGUCCGCCGAGGAGCUAUUGAAGCCCGGCGUUACGCUGGACGAAGACGUGGUUAUCUGCUCUGACGAUGCCGAUGCCAAAACCACCGUCAUGGACCUGACCCGCAAAAUUCCCAACCUGCGCCCGGUGGACGCCGGCGCACUGUACAACGCCCGAUACGUGGAGCAGAUUACUCCACUGCUGGUAAACAUCAACCGAAUACAUCGAGCGCAUUCCGGCGUCAGAAUCACCGGCGUGUAA
Messenger RNA from Geodia barretti, 648 nucleotides. Lineage: Eukaryota; Metazoa; Porifera; Demospongiae; Tetractinellida; Geodiidae. The record is from the annotation of a GenBank genome assembly.